Penicillium atrosanguineum is the source of this 1023-nucleotide messenger RNA. Its product is annotated as alpha/beta hydrolase. Gene Ontology annotation, biological process: proteolysis. Bases 1 to 1023 code for a protein of 340 amino acids. Gene Ontology annotation, molecular function: serine-type peptidase activity. The transcript is spliced from 2 exons. NCBI's taxonomy places the organism in Eukaryota, Fungi, Ascomycota, Eurotiomycetes, Eurotiales, Aspergillaceae. The record is from RefSeq and is a predicted model, not a curated record.
AUGCCUUCAUUUAUUCCAGAGGGCGGCCAGACGCUAGUCUACAGCGUCGUCGACGGCCAUAAUAUUCAGCUUGAUUACUACUUGCCUCCCAGUGCAAAGGGUACCCUACCCGCUGUGAUAUACUAUCAUGGCGGUGGAAUGACUGCUGGAUCCCGACGAGACUUUCAAUUCCCGCGCUGGUUGUAUGACCACUGCCAGAGGAAGGGCUACAUAUUCAUCGCGGCGGAUUAUAGGCUUUGCCAUCCAAGCACUGCUUUCGACCAGAUUGAAGACACAAAGGCUUUGUUCACGUUCAUUGCCAGUGAUGACUUUGCAAAGGGAACGCCUCAAUCAAUCUCAAUCGACACGGCUCGUAUUGCCGUGGCGGGGUUUUCGGCAGGCGCUUUCUCUGCUCGCGCAGCAUGUGUCUAUGCUGAACCUAAGCCAGCCGCUCUCUUGACGGUUUUUGGUACUUGUGGUGACUGGCUUCUCAAGUACUUGACGACACGUCGGCCGCCGACGUCUAUUGCCACAUCGGUGGAUCUCACUCAAGUCUCCGAAAUUCUGGCGGACAAGAGGGUUAUUAGCGAUGACACUGCACAGGGAAAUUGGUUUACUAGCCGUUUUGCGCUUGCUGUUAAAUGGGAGCUAGAUGGGGAGUUUCUUGAAGGCUGCCUGGGCCGACCUGGCCUGAGUGCUCUGCUCAACGGGUCUGAGGACUCCAAACGAGCUAUGGCACUUUCGGAGGAUACAAAGCCGGCAUUUUUACAGAUCUUCGUGACCGAAGAUUACCCUCCUUCUGUUUUUGUUCACGGUACUGCCGACGAUGUUGUUCUCCCACAGGAAAGUAUGAAUCACUUCAAUCAACUAAAAGGACUUGGGGUUCAGACAGAGCUACUACUUGUGAAGGACGGGCCUCACGGACUCCUCGAGUCUGGCUCUGCAGGUCCUCCAAAACCUUGGAAAGGCUCACUCGAGGCGUAUGAGAGGGCUCUUGAAUUCAUCGACGAGGUAUUAGAGAACUGUAGUCUAUCUCAAGCUUGA